AUGCCCUACUUCGACAUGCGCCAAACACGAAGUACCAAUCGGACAACCGUCCUCAGUGUCCUCCUGAUAGUGGUCUUCAUUUACUUUCUCUACAGCAUCCACCACACCUCCGUUGACCCUACCGAAUUACGACAACGAAAAUCAGACGCCGCAGCAGAUAAUCCCCUUUCUCCUCCCACUUCAGCCUUCCGCAAACAACCCAAUUCUCCAAAUUCUCAUGGUGUCCGCCGUCCUCCUCCGGUUGUACAUUAUCAACUCAAUAGCCUUACGGCGUCAGCAUUUCCUGCGCAGAAGAAUGAAAAGAUCCUCAUCCUCACCCCUCUUACCCGAUUCUAUCCUGAAUACUGGUCCAAUCUCGUCGCCCUGACCUAUCCACAUGAGCACAUCAGUUUAGGCUUUAUCACACCCAAGACAAAAGAAGGAAAUGCCGCCACUGCAGCGUUACAAGAAGCCAUCAAAGAAACCCAGUCGGGUCCGGAAGAAGAGCGCUUUCAAUCUGUGACUAUCCUGCGGCAAGAUUUCGAUCCGCCUAUAAUCUCACAAGAUGAAAAGGAACGACAUAAGAUGCAAAAUCAAAAGGCCCGCCGGGCAUCCAUGGCUCGCGCGAGGAAUAGUCUCCUCUUCACCACCAUUGGUCCACAUACAUCUUGGGUGUUAUGGUUGGAUGGAGACAUCAUCGAAACUCCCCCAACCCUGAUUCAAGACCUUGCCAGCCACGACAAAGACGUCAUUGUACCGAAUUGUAUGCAGCGAUUCAUCAAUGAGAGAGGGGAGCCCGAUGUUCGACCAUACGAUUUCAACUCGUGGCGAGAUAGCGACAUGGCACAAGAACUCGCUAGCAUGAUGGGCCCUGAUGACAUCUUACUUGAAGGGUAUUCUGAAAUGCCGACAUAUAGAACACUGAUGGCAAUGUUGGCCAAGACGGGUGCCAAUCAUGACGAACGACGACUGAUGCCCCUAGAUGGUGUUGGUGGGACUGCUUUACUGGUGAAGGCGGAAGUUCACAGAGAUGGAGCCAUGUUUCCUGCUUUUUCAUUCUAUCACCUCAUAGAGACAGAAGGGUUUGCAAAGAUGGCUAAACGACUUGGAUUUGAAUGUUGGGGCCUGCCUGAUUAUUUUGUGUACCACUACAACGAAUGA
This is a messenger RNA of Rhinocladiella mackenziei CBS 650.93, 1140 nucleotides long. RefSeq lists its product as uncharacterized. The record is from RefSeq and is a predicted model, not a curated record. The transcript is spliced from 2 exons. Gene Ontology annotation, biological process: cell wall mannoprotein biosynthetic process; protein N-linked glycosylation. Gene Ontology annotation, molecular function: alpha-1,6-mannosyltransferase activity. Gene Ontology annotation, cellular component: mannan polymerase complex. NCBI's taxonomy places the organism in Eukaryota, Fungi, Ascomycota, Eurotiomycetes, Chaetothyriales, Herpotrichiellaceae. Bases 1 to 1140 code for a protein of 379 amino acids.